AUGCGGUGGCAGCAGCAGCAGCAGCUACAGCUGCAGCAGCAGCAGCUGCUGCAGCACGCCCGCCGCUUCACAGGUGAUGAGCAGCAGCUGCUGCUGCCCAAAAAUAGGUGCAUCGAUUAG
Eimeria necatrix is the source of this 120-nucleotide messenger RNA. RefSeq lists its product as hypothetical. Bases 1 to 120 code for a protein of 39 amino acids. The record is from RefSeq and is a predicted model, not a curated record. The transcript has a single exon. Lineage: Eukaryota; Apicomplexa; Conoidasida; Eucoccidiorida; Eimeriidae.